UGACUGGGACGCGUCUUUCGGUGCAGACUUGGCGCGCGCCUGCAGGAGCGGCGCCAACCUGCGCCCAAACACGGGCAAAUGACUUACCUCUGCCCUCGCCCAGUGCUCGGCUACCAUUUCCUUCCGUCUUUGCUCCGCUCUGUGUUUAACGGCGCGCGCCAGGCAAGACCGGGGACGGAGGCCGCAGGGCUCUCCUGGCCAGGCUUGUCCCUGGAUCCCACCCCGCGGGGGGCCGUGCAGCUCCUGGCGCUCCGGCCGCUAACCAGCGCCCGCAGUCUCAGCCGAGGUUGCCGCAGCACCAAGGCACAAGUCAUCUCCCCCAGCAAACGGGCCCGGCCUGCGGAGGAGGGCGGCAUGCGGCUCCGCUUUGUCCGGCUUUCGGAGCACGCCACCGCUCCGACCAAGGGGUCCGAGCGCGCCGCGGGCUAUGACCUAUACAGUGCCUAUGAUUACACAGUACCACCUAUGGAGAAAGCCCUUGUGAAAACAGACAUUCAGAUAGCUCUUCCUUCUGGGUGCUAUGGGAGAGUAGCUCCACGUUCUGGCUUGGCUGCAAAACACUUCAUAGAUGUAGGAGCUGGUGUCAUAGAUGAAGAUUAUAGAGGAAAUGUUGGUGUUGUACUGUUUAAUUUUGGCAAAGAAAAGUUCGAAGUCAAAAAGGGUGAUCGAAUUGCACAGCUCAUUUGUGAACGGAUAUUUUACCCAGAAAUAGAGGAAGUUCAAGUGUGGGUCAUACAGAUGGAAUGCUUCUGGAGCUGGCAGCUCUCCUGGCCACCCAGUUCCUGGAAACACAGGAUGUCCAGAAGCAAGCAUAAAAGCAGCGGUGAUAUAGCUGGCACUGCUAAGAAGUGCCAGGUAUUGGAGGCCCAGAGGAAGGAUGAAGAGAGACAAGAGGAAGAAGAAGUAACUGAAGAAAUGAAGAGAUGCAUGACGCAGGAUACGGCAGGGGAUUUUCUUUAUUUGAGGAGGCACUGUUAGUUUUUGAGACACAGGACCUGAACACAGAAUGGUACACAAAAGUUUCAGCAGCCGUUCAGAAUGCAAUCCAGUGCUACCUUGUCAUCUAUGACGAGAAAAGAAGAGCUACUACCCAGACAUCAGUGGAUCAUUUUUUCAAGAGGGUAGAUAGAAUUAAAUCCAGCAAGG
This is a messenger RNA of Kogia breviceps (pygmy sperm whale), 1146 nucleotides long. RefSeq names its product deoxyuridine triphosphatase (gene DUT). Gene Ontology annotation, biological process: dUMP biosynthetic process; dUTP catabolic process. The record is from RefSeq and is a predicted model, not a curated record. NCBI's taxonomy places the organism in Eukaryota, Metazoa, Chordata, Mammalia, Artiodactyla, Physeteridae. Gene Ontology annotation, molecular function: dUTP diphosphatase activity; magnesium ion binding.